Molecule: messenger RNA, 390 nt
Organism: Paraglomus occultum
Lineage: Eukaryota; Fungi; Glomeromycota; Glomeromycetes; Paraglomerales; Paraglomeraceae
Source: the annotation of a GenBank genome assembly
AUGUCUGUAUCUACCGUAACCAUAAACUCUCAACGCUUCGCUUUUGCUAAAGAACUUGCUACCGCUACCAUGCUCUGUACUCAAACAACCCACAAGAUAAAGGAGAUUCCGAAGAUGGGACUCCGUACGAUACCUCGUCAAAAAUGGCUACGAAGAAGGCCUCACAUUUACCAGGCACAUCCUCAACAUGGCUACCGUCAUCGUCGCGGCCGUAGACCUCAACAGGGAUUCGCCUGGGCAUAUCCACAAUUGGCCGGUAAUCAAAAAAGAACUUUCGGUCAGCCACGCGCAAUACUAGCAAGCAUCGCCUUUGAACCAUAUCAGGAAAAUCCUGUAUACAUUACGGGAUUUCUCACAGGAAAGCCACGGACUCCGGCAAAAAUUGCGGGU